AUGCCGAACUCUAUUGAGUCAUUCAUUCAUUCUGUCCAUCCCAGUUUGGUCAACACUGACGCCCUGGUGUGUGCCGGACCGGAGGAGUUUCUGGGCCUUCCCAUCAUCCCCCUUCUCAACAACACCCUGAGCGUGACGAUCCCAGAAUGCCCCAGUCCCACCCCUAGCAACCGGAACGGGUCUGCAGACGACUGGUGGAGUCUCUAUGGCAACGGGACGUCUAGGAACGGGACCGGAGGAGAUGGCAGCGGAUCAGGGACAGGAGAUGGGAGCUCCGGUACCGGUUCUGGUACUGGUUCCGGCUGCAUGUGUGUGAACCAGAUGGACCUGCUGCUGUGGCCUCUGUUAGCCUCCGUCCUGUCCACCCUGGUCAUCUGCCUCGCCACCCUCGCUUACGUCUGCUACAAAAUGAGGCAUCCUGGAAGUCGAACACCGGGCUGCUGCAACCGUCGGGUCUCCGUCGAAGACGAGAUAUCGUCAGACGAGGAAGUCCCCACCAAACGCCAAAAACAACCCAAAAUGUCGGCAAAAGACGAGGUGGACGACUGGGGCAAGCCGCACGGAAAGGGCGAGACUCCGACCAACCUCGGGGGCAGGAAGAGCCGAUGGUCGUCCCGGCAGAAGUCGGUUUUCGGGGAGAGGUCGCUCUUCACCCGCCGCACCAACUUCCCUCCCCACACCCCGCCUCCUGCCUACCAGGAUACCGUCACACGGGUCGUUCCAGACUUCUAAUACGUCAGCGAUCGCCGGUGUCGUUUAUAUCCGGGCUGGUGCCUACCAGAACGUCAUUAGAUUGGAUUGAAAAUUGAUAUUCAAAUUAGCAGAUCAAAUUAAUGCAAAUCAAUAUUUUGCUUGAACACCUGAUUUUUUGCCUAAUUGAUUGAUUGGGUCUACAUGAUUUGUGUCAAUCUAUGACAAAUCAACAGUUGGAAUCAACAGUUUUGAUUCCACCCCAGAGGCCAGACUGCUCAGAUUUAACGUAAAGCAUAAUUCAAUUGUUACAUUUUACGUAAAACGUAUUUGACACCGACUUAAGUGCCAGUCUGCUGAAUAUGAGGUAGUAUGAAACCGUUACAUUCCUUAAUGUAGCACAUAGUGUGAAAAGAGCGUUACAUGUACGGUCUAUGAUACAGUAACUGUAUCAUUUGUACUUUUAAAUGCAUAAUGUAAAUAAUAUCCAUAGCUCAUAUCUCUAAGCAAAAUGAGCAGAAGGUACAUUUGAUGUACAAAGAAAUGUUUAUUUUGCCUCUACUCUUUUUCAAUCGUUACCAAUUUGUAGCAAAACUAUCUUACGACCUAAUUGCCUUAGACAAUAGAUUCACCAGCUGAUCCUGAUUGUAUAUAAUGAUCCUGACAUCACCUUUAAACAUCUAUACUGCUUACAUUAUCUAAGUUUAUAUAAAUCUAAGCUAUUGGGAAAUUUACAACAACCUAUAUUACCUAAAACUUUGGAUCUCCCACAAGCUGAUACUGAUUGUACAAUGCCAACUUUAAACACCUGCAGGUUUUAUCAUAGGUUAUGUAAAAUUGAUGCUAUAUGAUUGUGAAAUGCACAACAACCUAACUAUGACAAUGGCUUGUAGCCAGCACUUAUUCUACAGCUAUGAAUGCUCAGAAAUUGUGCCUCAAGCUUGGACUUUAUACAGAUGUGUGGCUCAUGAUUUACAUGUACCAUUUGUGUUGUGUUGGGAUGUUACAAUGUAAUACACGUCUACCAUUUUCACACGAACAGUUAGAAAGCGAGUAUGACUAUGAGGUUUGGCCUUCAUACAAAUGCACGCCUUGAUUCAUCAAUUGUGUGUCAGUUGUGAGUUGAUAUCUUACUAUUCUUACACUAAUGCGGUGAACGUUUAGAAAGUGCUUGUGAAGCCUUCUUUACAAAUGUACACUUUGUUUUAUUGCUUGUGUGAAAUCAGAUUAUAUCAUCACAUUAUAUUGCUGCGACAUACAGCCUUUGCAGUCACAAUUUUGUCUGUGCUUAUUUUAUCUACCAUCUUAUCAAAAUUUUCAUGCACCUGACCCAGGCCGUUGCCACCUUGCAACAGUAUGGAAAAGCAAGCCUCCAUGACAUAUGAAUUUGAUUGCAUGGUUGACAAUGUCAUCCUAAAAUGUAGAAUAAGGUAAGCUCAAAUUGCAUGCAGCCUGACCCAACAACAUUAUGCAAAUGGCAGAGUCUCUAUAUAUAUACUUCUAUAUAUAUAUUUUAUGAACUUGAUUGCAUAGAAAAUAAAAACCUCACCCAAAAAUGUAGAAUAGGGUAAGCUCACAAAACUGUAGAAAAAGGUUAGCUCAAAACAUAAUGUCUUACUCUAUGCCACGAAGCUCGAUAAGUAUUGCGCUCAACAACUUCUGAAAUUUGUGACAACCUGUCACUAGGAUGAAAACAUUGCUAGAAGCCAC
This is a messenger RNA of Branchiostoma floridae (Florida lancelet), 2400 nucleotides long. RefSeq lists its product as uncharacterized. The record is from RefSeq and is a predicted model, not a curated record. NCBI's taxonomy places the organism in Eukaryota, Metazoa, Chordata, Leptocardii, Amphioxiformes, Branchiostomatidae. The transcript is spliced from 4 exons. The coding region runs from base 1 to 732 and encodes 243 amino acids.